AUGGGUGUCGCGAAGAAAACGAGAAAGUUCGCACAGGUGAAGCGCGUGCUCGGCCGCCGCGACGAGCGCCUCAAGAAGCCCAGCGCCCAAACGAAGCCCAACGCCCAGACGAAGUCCAACGGCAAGCGCCCCGCGAAGAAGACAGACGAAUCCGAGAUCGUUCGACACAUCCCUCAAGUCCCAUCCGGCCUCUUCUUCCAAUCCAACCAGCAACUUGGUCCCCCGUAUCAUGUUAUCCUCGAUACCAACUUUUUUUCGCACAGUGUUCAGAGAAAACUCGAUAUUCAAGACGGUCUGAUGGAUCUGCUACUGGCAAAGUCCAUCCCCGUCGUCACAGACUGCACCAUUGCGGAACUCGAGAAGCUCGGGAAUCGAUAUAGGUUGGCGUUGCGGCUAGCAAAGGAUGAGCGGUGGAAGAGGCUCAGGUGCUCGCACUCAGGCACAUACGCCGAUCAGUGUAUCGUGGACACCGUCAUGCAGAACCGCUGCUACCUGGUGGGAACGGAUGAUAAGGAAUUGAGGCAGAGGUUGAGGAAAAUCCCCGGUGUGCCAUUGGUCGGCGUUGGGAGAGGAAAGUUCCAUAUUGAGAGAUUGCCCGAGAUUGCUGUUUGA
Messenger RNA from Clonostachys rhizophaga, 612 nucleotides. The record is from the annotation of a GenBank genome assembly. Lineage: Eukaryota; Fungi; Ascomycota; Sordariomycetes; Hypocreales; Bionectriaceae.